Messenger RNA from Carassius carassius (crucian carp), 3193 nucleotides. Its product is annotated as homeobox protein Hox-C9a-like. Gene Ontology annotation, cellular component: nucleus. The transcript has 2 exons. Gene Ontology annotation, molecular function: RNA polymerase II cis-regulatory region sequence-specific DNA binding; DNA-binding transcription factor activity, RNA polymerase II-specific. Gene Ontology annotation, biological process: DNA-templated transcription; proximal/distal pattern formation; anterior/posterior pattern specification. NCBI's taxonomy places the organism in Eukaryota, Metazoa, Chordata, Actinopteri, Cypriniformes, Cyprinidae. The record is from RefSeq and is a predicted model, not a curated record. Bases 1770 to 2582 code for a protein of 270 amino acids.
AAAGGGCAUAAAAGCACAAAUGUCCUUUGUAUUCUUUUGCUUUUAGCUGUUUUGCUGAAUCAAAAACUUGAAUUAGCUAUUUUGUAACUAAAAAAGAGAGGCAUAAUGGCACUCAUUACUCUGGGUCGAGUCUUUGUAAACUAUUUAACUAAUAUAACAGUGUAGCAGUUUUAAUAGCUAUUUGUAGUAUAAGAGUAAUAUUGAGAAUCUGAAUUGCACACAUAUUGUUAUUUGUUGUGGCUAUAUUUUGAUAAUGUCUGGUGUUUCCACAGAAAACAGGGCGGAAAAAAAGCCUGACCUCAUGUGGCCGGUUUCAUUCUGGGCCUAACACUGACAAUGACUGCAGACCAAAAUCAACAGAUUUCCAAGUGUCGCAAAUACGCUUAUAAGAAAAAUAAAAUCUAAAAUAAAGCGAUUCACAUAUUAACUGUAAAAUGUUUAAGCGGUGUCGUUUUUUACACAUACAAGAGCGUGAAGUUAAAGUAUUUAAUAGAUUUGUAGAAUACAAUUAUUUUAAUGUGUAUGUAUCAGCCAGUAGACUGUUAAUAAUUCCAAAUUCGGAAGCCAAAUGAAUCGAAAACAUUUUUAUUUAGAAAACAUUUCACAUAGCUUUUAUUUCAAUUAACAAGAUUAUUAACUGUGUAUAGAAUUAAGUUAGAUUAAGUUGAAUCGCAAAAAAUUGCAAAUUACAGAAAGAAAAAAUAAAUAAAUAAAAGAAUGGAAAUUACAAUAAAUUUACAAAACUUAGGUAGAUUGUGCUAUACAAUUACAUUUUCCAAAACAAAAACAAAAAAUUGCAGUAAAACGGAUAAAGCUAAAAACGUCUAAGCUUUCUCAUACAAUUUUAAGAGCUAAUAGAGUUGGUCAACAGUCACUCGUCUUUUCUGGUAUAUUCGACAGAGGUUUGAUGAGACUUUUUUCACAAGCGUAGUGUUGGUUUUAUGUAAUACCAGGAACUCAACUGCAGUUUUAUUAACGACACGUUUAUGAACAAUCAAAUGCACCUCGUAAAAAUUUAUAGAAGGACAUAAAAGCAUGCACGACCGCUUGACGAAUAUAGCCGCAUGCAGUUGUGGUGCGUUUUCAGGCGUCUUACUAUUCCCACCGCCCCGAUUUGUUUAAAACUCCAUUUUAUGAGGGAUAUCCCAAUUGUAUUUAUUUGAAACUCGUGGAAAAUAGGACUUUUGUGCGUAAAAGCAACCCUUUACACAGCACUAGAGCCGUGUAUUUGUCAAAAGUAUUCCAUUGGGUCCUUUCCAAUUAUAUAUAAUUAAUAGUGAAACAGUGAGAAAGAAAUAUACAUCUGUUUCUUUUUUUCUAAUUGUUUUAAUAAAUAACAUUGUGCAGUGAGGGAUGCGUACAAGGCUAGCCACAGCACAGUAGCAUUCUCUCGACAGAGAUUGAUUACACCAACAAAUAGUGCCCCUUUUAAGACCGUUAACACACAUACACUGCUGCUUCAUAAGACUACAAAUAACUGUUUACCUUAAUCAGUUGCAUCAUAAUGUAUUGGAAACACACCAUCCUCAUAUGUUUAGGCUCUGUUAAAAAAAUAACAUUAGUAUUAAGCAACCUACUGCAAGCUCGAAGUGCAUUGCUGUUCCAGGAGAACGCGCAUUGAUCUGCUGUGCAGUUUUUCAUGGGGUAAAUGCAAUCACGUGUUCCAUUGGCGUCCAAUCCCAGCUAGGGAAGCUUUCUGAAAUAAUUACCUGUCUUGAUUGUUCUACGGUCAGAUAAAAAAGUACACAUACACUCCAUAUAAUAAUCGGAUGCAUGUAAAAGAGAAGGGAAACAUCGCCAUGUCGGCUACGGGUCCCAUAAGUAAUUAUUAUGUGGAUUCCUUGAUCAACCAUGAGAGCGAGGAUGUUCUAGCGAGUCGUUUCACAGCCACUGGUCCGAUAUCCUCCAGCUCACGCCCGACGCAACUGGUCCCGGAAUGCGCGGAUUACCCGUCCUGCAGCUUUGCCCCGAAACCACCAGUCUUUACUACCUCAUGGGCCCCUGUUCACUCCCAGUCGUCAGUGGUUUACCAUCCAUACACUCACCAACCUCACCUAGGCACAGACUCAAGGUACGUUCGCUCUUGGCUGGAGCCUCUCCCCGGUACCGUGUCUUUUCCAGGAUACGCAGGGAAUAGCAGGCACUACGGGCUGAAGCCCGACACCUUCCAGGAUACCCGUACUGGAGACUCUUUGGGCUCGAACGGACGCACUUACACGGAUUAUCUCUACUGCUCCGCCGUCGACAUUCGGGAAAAGCAGCAAAACACACCGUCGCCUGAGACGGAGAGUCUGUCUUCCGGGAAGCACAAAGACGACAAGGCUGAAUUAGACCCGAAUAAUCCUGUGGCAAACUGGAUCCAUGCGCGCUCCACUCGAAAGAAGCGUUGUCCAUAUACCAAGUAUCAAACACUCGAACUCGAAAAGGAAUUUUUAUUCAAUAUGUACCUCACAAGAGACCGGCGAUAUGAGGUAGCAAGGGUGCUGAACCUGACGGAGCGACAAGUCAAAAUCUGGUUCCAGAACCGAAGGAUGAAGAUGAAGAAAAUGAACAAAGAAAAAAACGACAGUAAAGAACAAUAAACUAAAAGUCAUUCUUUGGAUACAGACUGAAGGAAAAUCGUAAUUUAGUAUCGAUAUGAGUCUUAACAUUUGCACCUCCAGCCCAUAACAGGAACAUAGAAAACGAAAAGGCUAUACUUAAUGGAUAUUAAGGAUAUUAAUUAAAACGUGAUGAUAUAAGUAUGAUUUAAUGUAAGUGUAAUUUUACCAUCCAGACUUAAAUCAUAUUAAUAUUAUACGUAGACCUAGUUUGGAUUUACAUAACAUUUAUUUACUCUCUCUCUCUCACACACACACACACACGCGCGCGCGCGCACACAAAGAGGACUCUGCAGAGAAGCUGCCUCGAAGUUUCAGAGAGAAAAUACUUGAACUACUUUAAAUUCAAAUUCCUAAUUUAUGCUCUCCAUGUGGUUGCUUCUUUUCUAUUCUUUCAUUAUUUUUAGGAGGUUUGAAAGUCGAGUAUUUCAUAAAGAAUAACAAUUAUGUAGUUACAAAAUAUACGUGUUUGCGUCGAUGUGCUUAGUUUGUUUCUGAUGUACCUGUUUGUGUAUUUUACAUUCUUUAAACUGUAAAUGAGUUUCAUCAUAGAUUGUAGAUAUAUCCAAAUAUAUACAACCGUGCUAAUAUGA